Messenger RNA from Amoebophrya sp. A25, 242 nucleotides. The record is from the annotation of a GenBank genome assembly. Lineage: Eukaryota; Dinophyceae; Syndiniales; Amoebophryaceae.
AUGCAGUUGACGAAAGUCGCUACUCAGAAACGCUCUCGUCGUGCAGCUGUGGCUGCGAGAUGGCAGAAACAACUCAACAUCCCCGCAGCACGUAAACUAGCACUCAAGAUCGGAGAAGUUGCGGACCACUACGGCUCAGGUGCUAGUGAAUUAGAACUGGCGAAGAUGAAAUUCGAAGCUAACGAGUUGCAAUGGACGAAAGAAAAUAGCUUGGUUGUUGCCAAGAAGAAUCCAGGUUCACG